Molecule: messenger RNA, 831 nt
Organism: Penicillium vulpinum
Lineage: Eukaryota; Fungi; Ascomycota; Eurotiomycetes; Eurotiales; Aspergillaceae
Product: DUF1445 domain protein
Exons: 2
Coding region: 1-831 (276 amino acids)
Biological process (GO): glutamate metabolic process
Molecular function (GO): D-glutamate cyclase activity
Source: RefSeq, a predicted model, not a curated record
AUGGACAAUAUCAUCGCUCAGGAAGCAAGACUCCACUGUCGAAAUAAUCAACUCACCAAUACUGCGGGUGUUGCACCGGGAUACUUACAAGCAAAUCUUCUGGUGCUUCCGUCAAAAUAUGCUGCAGACUUCCAUGAUUUGUGUUUGCGCAACCCAGUUCCUUGUCCCCUAUUGGGAAUGACCGCUGUUCCUGGUGAUCCAAGCUCCGUUCGACCGGCAGAGUGUAUCCAGUCCCAAGAUUUUGAUAUUCGAACGGAUUUCCCCAAAUAUCGAGUAUAUUCAGGGGGGAAAUGGAUUGAUAGUCGUCGUGACUUGUUGGAUGUAUGGUCCAAGGAUCAUGUGGGCUUUUUAAUUGGGUGCUCGUUCUCAUUUGAGGAUGCCCUGACGGCGGCAGGCUUGCCACCGCGUCACCACAAGACUGGCACUAUAGUUGCAAUGUACAGAUCGAACAUCCCAUUAUUGCCCGCUGGGAUAUUCACUGGCGGCCACUGUAUUGUAUCGAUGCGACCGUAUCGCCCGGAGCACAUUGAGAAGGUGAGGGAGAUCACUAGGGCCUAUCUGUCGACUCACGGAGAGCCUGUGGCCUGGGGAUGGGAUGGUGCGAGGCAAUUGGGAAUUCUGGAUGUGGCAAAGCCAGACUUUGGAGAACCGCAAACAUUUGAGGAAGGCGAAGUUCCUGUGUUCUGGGCCUGUGGUGUUACACCUCAAGUUGCCGUCGAAGCAGCAAGUCAUAAAAUUGAAGGACUGGUAUUUGCCCAUGAACCCGGUCACAUGCUGAUCACCGAUUGGACAGCAGAGGAUUUGCAGAAACUCAAACCUGGAAGCAUUUAG